AUGGAUCCAGGUGGUGGAAGUCUGGGACUGCAAACACAGGAACCCAAAAUGCCUCACACUAUGAUUAUGCAGGAUUUUGUGGCUGGAAUGGCUGGCACCGCUCACAUCGACGGAGACCACAUCGUGGUGUCCGUGCCCGAGGCUGUGCUGGUGUCCGACGUCGUCACCGAUGACGGGAUCACUCUGGACCAUGGCUUGGCAGCUGAGGUUGUGCAGGGCCCCGACAUCAUCACUGAGACCGACGUGGUGACGGAGGGAGUCAUCGUUCCCGACUCGGUUCUGGAGGCCGAUGUUGCCAUUGAGGAAGCUUUGGACACCGGUGACCACGUGUUGACUUCUGACCUGAUAACGGAAACCGUCAGGGUUCCUGACCAGGUGUUUGUGGCAGACCUUGUGACGGGGCCCGAGGGACACCUGGAGCACGUGGUGCAGGACUCUGUGUCCGGAGCCAACUCCCCCACCAUGGUGUCUGAGGAGGUGCUGGUGACGAACUCGGACUCGGAAGCAGUGAUCCAGGCAGCUGGGGCUGUUCCUGGCUCCACAGUCACCAUCAAAACUGAGGAUGAUGACGAUGGCAAGAGCACUUCUGAAGACUACUUAAUGAUCUCUUUGGAUGAUGUUGGAGAGAAACUGGACCAUAUAGGAAACACUCCCUUGAAGAUCAGCACUGAGGUGGCAAAUGAUGACGUUGCUAAAGAUGAUGGGUUUGGUUCAGAAGUUAUCAAAGUGUACAUAUUUAAAGCUGAAGCUGAAGAUGAUGUGGAAAUAGGUGGGACAGAAAUUGUCACUGAGAGUGACUUUCACAAUGGCCAUUCUGUAGCUGGAGUGAUUGAACAAGGAGGUGUGGGGAGGAUGCAGCGAGAAAAAAUGGUUUACAUGGCUGUUAAGGACUCCUCUCAGGAAGAUGAAGAUAUUAGAGAUGAACGAAGACUUCCCCGAAGAUACGAAGAUGGUCAAGCGGCAGGAAAUAACUUGGAUACACGAUUAGAAAACAAAAACGGUAAUGCAACACAGUACCUGCAGAUUUGUGAUAGCAUUAGCACUAAUAGAGUGCUCAAACAAAAAACCAAGAAAAGGAGGAGAGGAGAGGCCAGGCAAUGGCAAACAGCUGUUAUAAUAGGUCCUGAUGGACAGCCCCUAACAGUUUACCCUUGUCAUAUUUGUGGGAAAAAAUUUAAAUCCAGAGGAUUCUUGAAAAGGCAUAUGAAGAACCACCCAGAUCAUAUGAUCAAGAAGAAGUACCAGUGUACAGACUGUGACUUUACAACCAACAAAAAAGUAAGUUUCCACAAUCAUCUGGAAAGCCAUAAACUUAUAAACAAAGUCGAUAAGACCCAUGAGUUUACAGAGUAUACGAGAAGAUACAGAGAGGCAAGUCCACUGAGUUCCAACAAACUGAUCCUGAGGGACAAGGAGCCCAAGCUACACAAGUGCAAAUAUUGUGACUAUGAGAGUGCAGAGCAGGGACUGCUCAAUAGGCAUCUGCUCGCAGUCCACAGCAAGAACUUCCCUCACGUGUGCGUGGAGUGCGGGAAGGGAUUCCGACACCCCUCGGAGCUGAAAAAGCACAUGAGGACCCACACAGGGGAAAAGCCAUACCAGUGUCAGCACUGCGUGUUCAGGUGUGCUGACCAGUCCAACCUGAAAACUCACAUCAAAACCAAACACGGCACCGACCUGCCCUUCAAGUGCGAGCACUGUCCCCAGGCCUUCGCCGACGAGAAGGAGCUGCAGCAGCACACGGAGCUCUUCCAGGGCCACAAGACUCACCAGUGUCCCCACUGUGACCACAAGAGCACCAACUCCAGCGACCUGAAGCGACACAUCAUCUCGGUUCACACCAAGGAUUUCCCCCACAAGUGCGAGGUGUGCGAGAAAGGCUUCCACAGGCCCUCGGAGCUCAAAAAACACAGCGAGACCCACAAAGGGAAAAAGAUCCACCAGUGUAGGCACUGUGACUUCAAAACGUCCGACCCUUUUGUACUUAGCGGGCACAUCCUGUCGGUUCACACCAAGGACCUGCCUUUUAAAUGCAAAAGGUGUAAAAGAGGCUUUAGGCAGCAGAACGAACUCAAGAAGCACAUGAAGACCCACAGCGGGAGGAAGGUGUACCAGUGCCAGUACUGCGAGUACAGCACGACGGACGCGUCGGGCUUCAAGCGCCACGUCAUCUCCAUCCACACCAAGGACUACCCUCACAGGUGUGAGUACUGCAAGAAGGGCUUCCGCAGGCCCUCCGAGAAGAACCAGCACAUCAUGAGGCACCACAAGGAGGCCAUCCUGUGA
This is a messenger RNA of Acanthisitta chloris (rifleman), 2286 nucleotides long. RefSeq names its product zinc finger protein 711 (gene ZNF711). Gene Ontology annotation, molecular function: DNA-binding transcription factor activity, RNA polymerase II-specific; metal ion binding; RNA polymerase II transcription regulatory region sequence-specific DNA binding. Gene Ontology annotation, biological process: regulation of transcription by RNA polymerase II. The coding region runs from base 1 to 2286 and encodes 761 amino acids. The record is from RefSeq and is a predicted model, not a curated record. The transcript has 7 exons. Gene Ontology annotation, cellular component: nucleus. NCBI's taxonomy places the organism in Eukaryota, Metazoa, Chordata, Aves, Passeriformes, Acanthisittidae.